GUAAUCUUCUUCUAGAGCAAGAUAUCUAAAAUAUGUUUGUUAUUGCUUUUCCACUCGAGAUCUUAGAACUACUGGUUACUGUUCUACGCAUUAUAUUGUAAGAAUUAUGGCACCCAAUUUUUUAUUGAAAGUUUCAUAAAAUUUGUGUUACUCCUUUAUUUUCCUUAUUUUAUUGAACAAAAUAUAUAGGAUUAAUGCUAAGUAUGAUUUGAAAAGCCAGAUUGUAAAGAAGAAAGUUUGGAUAAAUAUAAUUGAAAGAACAUACUCAUAUAUGUAUAUACAUACAUAUAUUCCGCAUAUCGAUUGGGAUCGGACAGUAAAAUAAUAAUCGUUAGAUUUGAUCCUCAAUACAUACUGUGCACUGGGGCUAUAAAACGUGUGUGCAUUGUUGUAAACAAUUUGAGCCUCUGCUCUUCAUGUUAUUAUUUAACUCUGAAAACUUUUUCUGUCAUGAAAAAAAAGUUGUGUAAUCGCUAUAAAAGUGGUAUAAAAUAAGUAAUAAGUAUUUUACAAUAUGUUGGCAACAUUAUCACAUUGUCGGUGUGCAGCUCCACCGUUGGCAGACGAAAUGCAAUGGAAAAGAAGACUGGUAUUGCUAUGUGCGCUCUUGUUGUUUUUGCAUUUUCUGCUGCAACCGAUUAGUAUUUCUAUGUGUGUGUGUGGUGCCUAUUGCAUGUGAGUGUUUUCGCUGCUGCUGUGCUGGUGGCAGUGGCAUUAGAUACUUGCUAGACGACUACCACUGCGCUUCACGCUACAUUAUUACUGCAGCGCAUGCGUUUUGGUAGAAAAUCCACUCGACCGCACACACCGCCGCAGCCCGCCGUGCUCAUCGUUCAUAUGCGGCUGGUCGCCGAAAGUAGUUGCACAUUUCGCUUUCCGCUGACUCGUCGGCCUCGUUCACGCCACCGCCACCGCUAUCGACAUCGCCAUUGCCGUCGUCGUCGUUGUCGUUAUAGUCGUCAUCUUCGUCGGGCGUUGCAUUUUGCUGCACAUCACCAACAACAACAACAUUGCCAUAGUGCAGAAACAAACACAGUCGACGCUCGGUCGUUCGGUUGGCAUUGUUGUUCGCGAAUUGUUGUUGUUGCUUGUUUCUAAUGCAACCAUAUUUGUUUUGCUUGUUUUGCAGUUGACUUUUUCUUAUUGCAUAUCCAUGUGCUUGUGUAUGUGCAUAUUGUUGUUGUUUUUGCAUUUUGCUUUUCUUUGUUACGAUUUGUUGUUAUCGUUAUUGUUGUUGCUAAUGCAAUUUAGCUAUGACUAUGAAUGUUGUCUUGUUUAGCAGCAAUUGCAAUGCCUACAACAACUCAUCAGGCAACUCGCUCGGCUCGCUUCGCUUCGGCUGAGCUCAACUCAGCUCAGCUCACCAACUCACGUAGUUCAAUGUUAACGAACUGCAACACCAAACCGACUUUCACUUAUAAUGAAUUUGGCUCAGCCGCGUUCGCCUGUGCAAUGGCUCCGUUGCACCGGCUGCUCCUCGCCCCGAAUGCUGCCACGAAGUGAGGCGUACGACCGGAGUGCCUCGCAUUAACUUGCAGUGCAUUGUUUGUUGCCGACUAAAUGGAGUUAGCAAUAGAAAUAGCAGCGGCGGCAACAGCAGCACCAGCACCAGUAAUAGCAACAACAAUAGCUACAACAUAUUACAACUGGUUGUUUUUAUUUUCCAUAGUUCAAUAACAUGUUAUGUAAAGUGUUUUCCUCGGUUUAUCUGGUUUUUGAUGUUGCAGUUGAAGUUUUUCUUUCAACGACGCUGCUUCGCUGUCGGCAACAUUUUGCGGCAGUGGCAGCCAGUUGACGCUGCGGCAAGGCUGUUCGUUGGCUGUUGGUGUGCAUACAUACAUACGCGCUAGCUGCAUUGCGCGCUACUCGGUUUUAUGGCAUGUAAUCUAUGCAGGGCAGUUGUAAUUUCAUUUCGGAGUUAUUGAACUCUAAGAUUCCGGAAGAAAGGGGCUUCGAAUUACACUGGUCGACACAACUCAAUUUUUUAUCUUUUAUUUCUGUAUAUUUUCUCUUGCUGUUUUCAUUUCUUUCAUUUUCUCAUUGUAAUGCAUGUAUGUUUGUAUGUACGUGCGUAAUUUUUGAGGCCUUUUGAAUGCACAGUUAUUUAUUUGCAAUAUCCACGCGCUUACACACAUAGCUGUGUGGCACAACAUUUCAGACUCGCAUCCUAAUCAAUCAUUACCGCUUCACAUCAGGUUUUGUUAACGCCAUUGUCUGUCUGCACAGGUUGACGCCAGAGCGACGACACCUCAUUUGGGAGGGGGUUCGCACUAAGGAAGGGUGCGAUUUUAACUUGGUUUUAUUCAAAUCAAAUUGGCUCAUUUUUUCAUGCGCAUAACUGAAUUUUCCCUUUUAUUUUGACUUAUGGCAAUUAUGUACACACACACUUAUGCUCAACAUCUAUCUAACACAUCUAUGCCCGAAUGCGUCUGUAUGUAUGUAUGUAUGUGUAUCUAUAGCGGUGAGUGCUCACGUAUUAACACUUUCGUUGAGAAUUCCCAAGCAUUAAUUUAAUUAUGAAUUUACGAGGUGUAAUGACUAAACACACUUACACAUACAUAGAUAUAUAUGCAGCUUCGUUCGCUUGUAGUGGAUAAUUACUUAACUGUGAAAUAUGAUUAUGCCCGCGUUUGCAUUUUAAUAAUUUGCAUUAUUAUGAUUGGUGUAAAUAUACGUAUUUUCAUGCGGACCAACAGCAAUUGUUUUCAUUGUUUUCCAAUGUUUACAAGGAAGCUUUCCUAUUGAAGUUUAACGUACCCAAAACUAUUGUUGAUCGAAACAGCUUAUUUCGAUGGACCCAUUUAUUUCACCUAUCAUCAGUAAUUAAACUGAAUAAUUAUGAAUUAUUUGUUUAUUAAUAUUAGCUAAGCAUUUCCCAAUCUCUUUUAACGUUCCUUACCAAAAGCAGAUUCCCAUACAGUAACUAGUUGAAAAACACAUACAUCCCAAUUUUGUAAGGCUACUGAAACAACAAACAUACUGUGUGGAGGAUGGGAUCAUGUUCACGCAAGUGAGGAAAGUUUUUGAUUGUCAUUCACUUGGGAGUGGCCAGAAACGAUUCUUCUCCACAUGAUUCAAGCAGCUCACGACUUCCGGUUUUAGACCAAGUAUCCUCUGGGUAGCCAACAGACAUCCGUUUGAAGGCGAGCUAAAGUGAGAAGGCGAAGCCCGCUUAUGCGGUUGUGCGUAGGGCUUGGGACCCACCACAUAAAAACGAAGUACCAAUGAAAAAUCGACGAAAGCCUCGGAUGAGACACCCCCCUUUUGAUGACGAUCCCUGCAAACGUUUAAAGGACUAUGAUUUAAGGGCAUGCACUUGGAAUGUCCGGACCCUUAAUUGGGAAAGUGCCUCUGCCCAGCUGGUUGAUGUCCUCAGACGACUAAAGGCUGACAUCACCGCCAUCCAAGAAGUGCGAUGGACGGGACAAGGACGGAAGAAGGUGGGUCCUUGUGACAUCUACUACAGCGGCCAUAUAAAGGAGCGCAAAUAUGGUGUUGGAUUUGUGGUGGGAGAGAGACUCCGUCGCAGAGUCCUGGCAUUCACCCUGGUGGAUGAACGUCUAGCCACAAUCCGCAUCAAAGCGAGGUUCUUCAACAUAUCGCUGAUUUGCGCCCACGCCCCAACGGAAGAGAAGGACGAUGUGACCAAAGAAGUGAAAGUGAAAGAAAGUGGUCCAAAUAUAGACUCGGACCAUUAUCUGGUCGCAGCGAAGAUACGCACCCGCCUCUGUGCAGCAAAGAAUGCCCGUCAACAAACACAAGGAAGGUUCGACGUCGAAAAGCUGCAAUCGCAACAGACAGCCACGAAAUACUCUACUCGACUUGCACUUCUGCUCUCUGAGAGCACUCAUCAGCAUCUCGGUAUAAGGGAACUGUGGAACGGCAUCUCAAACUCACUGCGUACCGCUGCAGCCGAAACAAUUGGUUUUCGGCAACGACAAAAAACAAGCUGGUACGAUGAGGAGUGCCGUCUCGCAGCGGAGAGAAAACAGACUGCCUACCUCGCAACGUUGCAAACGACCACAACACGUGCGAGAUGGGAUAGAUACCGAGAUCUGAAGAGGGAAGCGAGACGCAUCUGCAGACAAAAAAAGAAAGAGGCCGAAAUGCGUGAGUACGAAGAGCUUGAGAAGCUGGCAGACAGAGGUAAUGCUCGAAAAUUUUAUGAAAAAAUGAAGCGACUUAACGAAGGUUUCAAGACCGGAGCAUCCUCAUGUCGAGACCAAGGUGGUAAUCUGGUAACCGAUGUCCAGGGCAUACUGGGAUUAUGGAGGGAACACUUCUCCGACCUGCUGAACGGCAGUGAGAGUACAACCCCAGGAGAUGGCGAACCCGAUCCCCCAAUCGACGACGAUGGAACAGAUGUACCAUUACCCGACCAUGAAGAAAUUCGAAUAGCAAUUACCCGCUUGAAGAACAACAAAGCGGCGGGGGCCGAUAGAUUACCGGCAGAACUAUUCAAAUACGGCGGCGAAGAACUGAUAAGGUGCAUGCAUCAGCUUCUUUGCAGAAUAUGGUCGGAAGAAAGCAUGCCUGACGAUUGGAAUCUCAGUGUGCUCUGACCAAUCCAUAAAAAGGGAGAUCCCACAAUCUGCGCCAAUUACCGUGGGAUCAGCUUCCUAAAUAUCGCAUACAAGGUUCUAUCGAGCGUACUGUGUGAAAGACUAAAGCCCACCGUCAACAAACUGAUUGGACCUUAUCAGUGUGGCUUUAGACCUGGAAAAUCGACAACUGACCAGAUAUUCACCAUGCGCCAAAUUUUGGAGAAGACCCGUGAAAAGAGGAUCGACACACACCACCUUUUUGUCGAUUUUAAAGCUGCUUUCGACAGCACGAAAAGGAGUUGCCUUUACGCCGCGAUGUCUGAAUUUGGUAUCCCCGCAAAACUAAUACGGCUGUGUAAAUUGACGUUGAGCAACACCAAAAGCUCCGUCAUGAUUGGGAAGGAUCUCUCCGAGCCGUUCGAUACCAAACGAGGUUUCAGACAAGGUGACUCACUAUCGUGCGACUUCUUUAACCUGAUGCUGGAAAAAAUUAUAAGAGCUGCAGAGCUAAACCGAGAAGGUACAAUCUUCUACAAGAGUGUACAGCUCCUGGCGUACGCCGAUGAUAUUGAUAUUUAUAUUUUUCCCGCAUGGAUAAGGAGGCGAAGCGAAUUGGUCUGGAGGUGAAUGAGGACAAGACGAAAUAUCUCCUGUCAUCAAGCAAACAGUCGGCAUUUGCGUCUUGGCUCCCACGUCACUGUUGACAGUCAUAACUUCGAGGUCGUAGAUAAUUUCGUAUACCUGGGAACCAGCAUCAACAACACGAACAAUGUCAGCCUCGAAAUCCAGCGCAGAAUAACUCUUGCCAACAGGUGCUCCUUUGGACUGAGUAGGCAAUUGAACAGUAAAGUCCUCUCUCGACGAACCAAACCUGGUUACACUUGGGAUCUCCAACUGGCGCCGAACUGCGAAAGAGAGAGAGAGGUGGCGCACUAUCGUCGAUUCGGCUAUAACCGGCUAAACGGUUGCAACGCCAAACACAUACUGAAACAAGAUUUCAUAUUACGGUAGGCUAUUUGCCUAUUAUACGCAGAUAACAACUCUCAGUUUAAAACAAAAACGGUUUGGUAUAUCAAUUAAAUUCUUUAUUCGCGUGUCGAAAUUAAUAAUUUCGUCUCUCUCUUUCCAUAAUGAAAUCUUCGUUCAAUAUCCAUCUAGUACUAUCGAAAUAUUUUUGGUUUAUUGAUUUUAGAUGACUUCGAGCAUAUUUUUCACGUCAAGGGGGAUGAGAUACCAACGACUUAGUUUAUCGUAAUUUUUAAAUAAAAUUUCACAAAAAACUGUUGAAAUAUGUACCUUUGAUAUGCUGAAUGGUUUAAAUGAAUAACAGCUGAACGUCCCUAACUCGAAUAUCCAUCAUCCACAAAAAAAAAACUUCGAGCUGGAGAGAUUUCGAGUUAUAGAAGUUUUCAUUUAAAAAUACAAUUUUUCAAAAAGCUGUAAAAUAUAGAUUUAUACACAGUUUUAUAUACAUAUUUACUUCGUCAUAAGAUUUUAUGCACAUAAGUGGCUAUGGACUUAAAACGUUUGUAAAUAUUUUUAACAGAAACAAAGUCCCACAUCCAAUGUUCAAAAUAGAACGGAUGCCAAAUACUAACCAACUUAAAAAAAUGAGACCCAUCUAAUAUAUAAUUUAAAAUAUUUGCUGCACCGUAGAGUGACCGUAGAAGAACCACACAAAAAAACGGUCCGGUACAAUGCAACAACUGGCAAGAGUAUGGGCAUACGAAAUCAUAUUGCACUCUACGCAGUGUUUGUGGCUAUGUGGUGAUUUACAUUCCACUUCAAAAUGUACCCUCAAGAAAGAGGAUUUAAACAAAAAAUGCAGCAAUUGUGGAGGAAGUCACACUGUCAACUACAGGGGUUGUCCUGUUUAUAAAGAUUUGAAAUCGAAGUUGUCACAGGGAAUUCAAGCACGACGUAACCAAAUGUUACGUACUCCCCGUAAUGAAAUCAUAGAUAUCACAGACCAUAUUCCUAAACCCAAGAGACCUAUGCCAAUGUUGUAAAAGUCAACACUGUACAAAAGCAACUACCGCAAAAUCCACGAAAUGGAGGUAUUGAAACCAUGAUUAUAAAUUGCAAUUUAUGCAACUAUGCAAAGUAUGAUAUACGAUUUAAUAAAAACACAAAAUCAAAUGCUGCAAAGUUUAUUAAGUAAAAAAUGAGCGUACUAAAUAUGUAAAUACUUAUAUGUAUACGGAAUGCUAACGGUAUUAAACAACAUAAAUUGGGGCUUAUUCGAUUUCUGUCUGAAAAAAUAUAUAAUGCUAAUAUCAGAGACAUCAUCUAACAAACAAAAACAAUUUCAAAAUACAGAAAGAGAUAUUGAUGAAAGUAUAAGAGAAUUUAAUGAUGUAAUAUCAAAUGCAGCUGUCAUGGGAACACCAAACAGAAACAAUAAACUGAUUAGCCGAUGAAAAAAGGCGAGCUAGACUUGAAUGACAGUUAAAUCGCUCCCCUUCUACUCAGCUUCAACUAAAAUCUGCUGUACGAAAACUAAAAACAGCGCUUAAACGCGAAAAAGAAUUCCACACUCACAAUUAUAUAAAGAAACUGUGUCCAAAUUCAAACAAACGAAAAUUCAAACGUCAUCUUCUGAAAUUAUUCAAAUCAUAAAAGAGAUGAAUCCAAAAAAGUCGGCAGGUUCAAUUUCAUGGAAAAAGUCGCAGAUCAGCAUGAUAGACAGACCAGGGAAAGACUUGACACAGCCGUCUUCGUACAGCCGUAUCCUGUCUUUCUAAAAUAUUUGAAAAGGUGUCACUAUCAAAGAUGUCUCCUUUCCACCACGAAAAUAAUGUAAUACCAACGCACAAAUUCGGUUUUCGUGAAAAGCAUGGCACUGUUAAACAAACAAUCCGACGAUCUUAAAUAUCACCAAUCGCUGUUUCGAAAACCUGUUCGUAUAAACAUUCGGUAAAUUUUAGUAUUUGAAAAAGAAAAGAAGCAAAAACGAAAACACAAUUAUAGAAACUCCAAUGCCGUGAUAUUAGAUAUUUUCGAUUUUUACUAUAACAUAUUUACAACAUAUACAAUUUAUCGGAAACUAUAUUCGUCCAAAAUUUUUUAAUAAUUAUACAUUAUAUACUUCGAAAUUACGGACUAUUUGUACAAAGAAAGCAUUAUAUUAAGACAUAACUUAGUGAUUAGCCUGAUAAAUAAUAUAAAUUCCGUCGUAAGUAAAGUGCCUCCAAUUUCUACAAAAAUAACAAAAAAAACACAAAAAUACAAAAUAGUUAAAAGUAAAUUAAGAACUGU
Zeugodacus cucurbitae (melon fly) is the source of this 7802-nucleotide messenger RNA. RefSeq lists its product as uncharacterized. Lineage: Eukaryota; Metazoa; Arthropoda; Insecta; Diptera; Tephritidae. Gene Ontology annotation, molecular function: catalytic activity. Bases 3225 to 4562 code for a protein of 445 amino acids. The record is from RefSeq and is a predicted model, not a curated record. The transcript has 2 exons.